This is a messenger RNA of Panicum virgatum (switchgrass), 826 nucleotides long. RefSeq lists its product as uncharacterized. The record is from RefSeq and is a predicted model, not a curated record. The transcript is spliced from 3 exons. Bases 7 to 423 code for a protein of 138 amino acids. Lineage: Eukaryota; Viridiplantae; Streptophyta; Magnoliopsida; Poales; Poaceae.
CUGGCUAUGGUCGGAACGACGCCGCGGCCCCCUCCUCCUCCUCCUUGCCGCCGACGCGGCCCCCUCCUCUCCUUCCUCGCAGGCGCCGCCCCGCCCCGCUUGCAUCCCAGGGGACAGGGGAAGGGGAGAGAGGGCGUCCAAGCUGAGAUCGAGAAGAGAGUGCACCCAUGGCGUCGCCGUCUUGCGAGCCGCCGCCCGCUUGUAUGCUGCUGCCACCAACCGCCGGUGAAUCAACUGUUAUCGGCGCUCCGUUCUCACCUCUUCUUCCCUCUUGUUGUCAUCCUAUCCCCCAACCCCCUCCACAAGAACAAAGAGGAGUCAGUGCAAGUGGUUGCGGCGAUGGUGUGCGCCAAGUGUUGGAAAAAGCUAGGGAAGGACGGCUGGAACAAGGGCACCAGCACAAAUUACUACAAGGAAGGAUGAAAUAAUAUGCUGCUUGUUCAUCAGUUGAGCAAGUGCAAAGAGUUUGAGUACAGAAUUGUUGGCUACAAGGUGCAUCAAGGGGAUCUUUCCUUUGCAUUUCUGAUUGGGACAACAACCACCCUGUCAAUGAUGCCUCCUGUCUCUCACAUCCGCAAGCCUGAUGAGUAGAAGAAGUGCAAGCGUGGGGUUUCGAUUUUAUAAUGAAGUUUGAUAGUUUUUAUGUUUGAGUCAGUGUCCUAGAAUCUGGGUCAUUUUCUGUGUCCAUCAGUACUAUACUACUAUGGCACCUCUUUAUGACAGAAUUCAUAAUCUGUUUGUAUCUUAGCACUGCUUCGAUCAUGAAUGGUGUUUUCAGCUCUGUUUUUACAGUUAUCUUAACUAUCAGUCGAGUGUGUUGACAGUG